CAGAGACACAAACACCUCUGGACAUUCUCUUGUUCUUUCUUUGGGACAAUCAUCAAACUCAUUUCCUUAUACUACCAUCUCGACAAGCUAUCGACGCCUAGUCGGCCGACCAACAUGCUUCUCAAACAUCUCUUCCUGGGCUUCCUCCUGGGUGCCUUCUCGGUGGCAGCCAUCCCUCAGCCAGAGCCCGAGGACGUCGAUCUUGAGGCAAGGGACGAUGAGGAUCUAGUCGCCCGCGGCGGUUACGAGUACUGCCCCUACGGUCAGCACUACGACAAGCACCAUCACUGCGUCUGCCCCUGGGGCCAGAUCAAGGAUGGCAAGUACUGCAAUUGUCCCCAUGGCCAGAUCAAAGAGGGCAAGUACUGCAAUUGUCCUGGCAAGCUUGUCAAGAAGGGAGAUAAGUGCGUCUGCCCCCACGGACAAUACCGAAAGGGCAAGCACUGCAAGUGUCCUCAUGGUCUGGUCAAGGAUAAGGACCAGUGCAAGUGUCCCGGGGAGCUUGUGAGGAAGGGUAAGGACUGCGUCUGUCCGGACGGUCAGUACAGAAGGGGCAAUUACUGCAAGUGUCCUCAUGGCCAGAUCAAAAAUAAAGAUGAGUGCAACUGUCCGGUUUACGAGUGGAAGAAGGGAGGCUCUUGUGUCUGCCAGAAGGGAUAUCGUCGCGGCCAUGAUGGGAAGUGUAAGAAGGAGUACUACUAA
Fusarium falciforme is the source of this 702-nucleotide messenger RNA. RefSeq lists its product as hypothetical. The transcript has a single exon. Bases 115 to 702 code for a protein of 195 amino acids. The record is from RefSeq and is a predicted model, not a curated record. NCBI's taxonomy places the organism in Eukaryota, Fungi, Ascomycota, Sordariomycetes, Hypocreales, Nectriaceae.